Messenger RNA from Lindgomyces ingoldianus, 1871 nucleotides. RefSeq names its product quinate permease. The record is from RefSeq and is a predicted model, not a curated record. Gene Ontology annotation, molecular function: carbohydrate:proton symporter activity. The transcript has 3 exons. The coding region runs from base 181 to 1803 and encodes 540 amino acids. Gene Ontology annotation, cellular component: membrane. NCBI's taxonomy places the organism in Eukaryota, Fungi, Ascomycota, Dothideomycetes, Pleosporales, Lindgomycetaceae. Gene Ontology annotation, biological process: transmembrane transport; carbohydrate transport.
GGACGCGAGGCCGGACGGGGAUAGAUAUUUAGGUGAUACGUUGGUCGCUACCCUGGUCUGUUCAUUGCGGAGUCUAGAGUCACCUUCCCAUUUUCCUCUUACUCUUCUCUUCCAAUUCUUUAUUCUAUCCAAAAAAUCGGGUCCUAGUAAAGAGUGUUGACCUUGGAAAUCAUCCCAAAAAUGGGUAUCCUCGCCUUCGUCGAGGACAGGCCAACGCCAAAGGCCGUCUACAACUGGCGCGUCUACACUUGCGCAGCUCUCGCAUCCUUCGCAUCAUGUAUGAUCGGCUACGAUUCCGCCUUCAUAGGCACGACAUUAGCCCUUCCAUCAUUCACCGAAGAGUUCCAGUUUGCAUCAUAUAGCCCUAAUGAUCUGGCACUCGUCAAAGCGAACAUUGUCUCCGUCUACCAAGCUGGAGCAUUCUUUGGAUCUUUCGGUGCGUAUGUCUCUAGCUACUUCCUCGGCCGGAGGAGGAGUCUUACCAUUUGGGUGCUGGUCUUCAUUCUUGGCGCGGGAAUGAUGCUAGGUGCAAACCGAGAGCGUGGAUUGGGUCUCAUCAUUGGAGGUCGAGUUCUGGCUGGCCUUGGUGUGGGUGGUGCCUCAAACAUGGUCCCCAUUUACAUCUCGGAAAUGGCGCCUCCUGCUGUUCGAGGUCGAUUGGUUGGCAUCUACGAACUUGGUUGGCAGAUCGGUGGUCUCGUUGGAUUCUGGAUUAACUAUGGCCUUCAGGAAACAAUGACCCCUUCUCACAAGCAAUGGAUCAUUCCUUUUGCCGUGCAACUCAUCCCAGCUGGAAUACUUCUCCUGGGUGCUUUUUGGAUUAAGGAAUCACCCCGAUGGCUUCUCACCAAGGGUCGACGUGAGCAAGCCCUGAAAAACCUCUGCUGGAUUCGUAACUUACCGGCCGAUGACCUCUACAUUGUUGAGGAAGUCGCGGCCAUCGACGCUCAAAUCGAGCAUGACCGAAUCCACAUUGGCCCAGGCUUCUGGAAACCCUUUGCUGCGCUUAAGCAACGAAAGGUCCUCUGGCGCUUCUUCCUCGGUGGCAUGCUCUUCCUAUGGCAAAAUGGAUCUGGAAUCAAUGCAAUAAAUUACUACUCCCCAACUGUAUUCAAAUCUAUUGGUAUCCAAGGAACCAACACUGGUUUUCUAACUACCGGUAUUUUCGGGGUCGUAAAGACCGUCGUCACAAUCUUCUGGCUUCUUUACCUCAUUGACCGCCUCGGCCGCCGCAAUCUGCUCAUGCUUGGUGCUGCAGGAGGAUCCCUCUGUAUGUGGUUCAUUGGUGCUUACAUCAAGCUAUCAAACCCUUCUGCUAAUCAGAAGAACUCAAAACUCUCCUCUGGUGGCAUUGCAGCUAUUUUCUUCUUCUACUUAUGGACGUUCUUUUAUACCCCUUCAUGGAACGGAACGCCAUGGGUCAUCAACUCAGAAAUGUUCAGCCAGAACACUCGAUCCCUCGGUCAAGCCUCCGCCGCAGCAAACAACUGGUUUUGGAAUUUCAUCAUCUCUCGCUUUACACCACAAAUGUUCCUUAAAAUGGGCUACGGCGUCUACUUCUUCUUCGCCUCGCUCAUGAUCCUCUCCAUCCCCUUCGUCUACUUCCUGAUCCCGGAGACAAAGUCUAUUCCGUUGGAGCAUAUGAAUAGACUAUUUGAAAUCAAGCCAGUGAGGAACGCUCAUGGAAUUGUGAUGCAGGAGUUGCAGGAUCAGGAAGAGGAGUUCAGACAUGAUGCUGAGGGCGCAGGGCUGAGUUAUGAGAAGACGAAGAAUGAAGAGAGGGUUGAAAAUGUUCAAGUUUAGCUAUUGGGGCGGAGAACUGACGAUGUGUGUACCGCGCGAUUGAAAAUUGGUCAAUGACUAGUGUGGAG